AUGGCUACAGCUAGUCUGGAUAAAGAGUUAAGCUGCUCUAUUUGUCUGAGCAUUUACACAAAUCCUGUAACGCUUACUUGUGGGCAUAACUUCUGCCAGGAGUGUAUUUCUAGCUUGUUUAACCGCCAGCAAGAAGCAGGAAUUUAUAUUUGUCCAGAAUGCAGAUCAGAGUUCAGGAAUCGUCCAUGCCUGCAGAAAAAUCUGAAGCUGCAAAAUACAAUUGAACAUUAUCAAUCCUGUCUGCCAAAAGUUAUGAGUGCAGAAGUGUUGUGUACCUAUUGCGUCAUGUCUCCUGUACCUGCUGUAAAAACAUGUCUACGCUGUGAAGCUUCUUUAUGUGAGCUCCAUUUGAGGAACCACAGCAAGUCAGCAAACCAUAUUUUAACUGAACCCACUGCUAAUGUAGAGGACAGAAAAUGCUCCAUUCACAAUGAUGUGGUAAAGUAUUUUUGCUUUCAGGAUUCAUCCAUUUUAUGUAUGAAAUGCAGAGAGGGAUCGGAGCACAGGGGACAUCAUGUGGAAUUGCUAAGCAAUGCAUUUGACAAGAAGAAUGCACAGUGCCAUGAUUUGUUGAGGAAACUGAAAUUAAAGAAAGCGCAGACCGAUAAACAACUUAAGGAACUACAGGUACAUAAAACUGAAGGGCAAGCAAAGGCAAAUGACUUCAAAGGUAACGUUACAGCCUUUUUUGGGGACCUGCGGAAGGUGCUGCAAGCCCGGGAACAAGACAUAUUAAGAGAUAUCACCAGACAAGAAGAGCAGGUUUUAUUCCCUCUAUCGGAUCUGAUCCGUAAACUGGAAUUAGAAACAAAUGACCUGCAAAUGAAGAUACUUCAAGCUGAAGGGCUGUGUUCUAUUACAGACCCAGUAACUUUUCUAAAACAAAUUUGCAUUGCUACUGAUAUUGAAAAUGUAUGUGAUGCACAACUGGAAACCGCUCAUGACAAUAAUCUGGAUGAGGUCAUCAUUGAGGUCUCUUUGCAGAAUGCACUGCACAAGCUAUGUGCCAUUCUUCCAAAACUGAAGGUAAAGAGGGGAUUUAUUAUAAAGGAUGCCUCAGAUAUGACACUGAAUGUAAACACAGCAAACAUUAAUAUUGAAUUAUCACAUGACUUGAAAUAUGCCUCUCACACUGAUAUAGAAAACUACCGGCCCCAUCAUUCAGAGAGGUUUACAACAACACAAGUUUUAACCACUGAUAGAUUUACAACAGGUAAACAUUACUGGGAAGUGCAAACUAGUAGUGAAGGGGACUGGAGUGUAGGAGUGACUUAUAACACAGUAAAGAGAAAAGGAGAUUUAUCAUUCAUCGGAAGAAACUGGAAGUCCUGGUGCUUAAGUUGGACUGAAGGUGAACUUACAGCAGAACACAACAACAAUGAGGAAGAUAUCGAUUCAUAUUCUGGAUCAAAUCUUAGAGUUUACCUGGAUUAUGAGGGUGGGCGUCUGUCUUUUUAUGAAUUGUCUGAACCAAUGAGACACUUACACACGUUCACUGCUGAAUUCACAGAGCCACUGUACGCUGCCUUCUAUUUAGAUAAUGGUGCCUGGAUUACAAUUGGAGAUUAAACUUUCAUGGUUAGAUAGAGCAUGCAAUUUUAAAGACUUUCCAGUUUACUUAGUUCUUUUUUUCUACUUUGUUGAAAAGCAUACCUAGGUAGGAUGAAGAGCAUCAAGGUACUACUGAGAAGUAGGUGCUGAUUAGUGGCUGCACAUAUUUGCUUCUCGUCAUUGGCUCACCAGAUGUGUUCAGCUAGCUCCUAGAAGUACACUACUGUUUCUAUAACAAAGGAUACCAAGAGAAUGAAGCAAAUUAAAAAAACAAAGUACUGUAAAUUAGAAAAUUGUUUAAAAUUGUAUUCUCUAUCUAAAUAUUGAAAGAAAAAUGCUGGGUUUCUUGUCCCUUUAAGUAUUCUAAGGAAUUUCUACUAUGCUUUGGAAAAUUAUAACCAGAAUUAUAAAAAGUAGCCAUAUUAUUAUCCUUUUGAUACUAGAAAAAAACAUACUCUAUAUUUAGAGAGAAUUUUGUCAGUUGUUUUGCAAGAAAACAAACUAAAAAAAAAUUCUGUCUGUCAUUAGCUCCUGUUUUAUUCACCAAGCACCACUUCAACUUUUAUAAGCUUUAACAAAACAUCUAUUAGGGUUUCAUGACAACAUAAAACGUUACAGACAUCUGCUAUGGAUGUCAAUUUGAAGGUUUAAGACAAAGUUAAAGGGACAUUAAACACUGAAUACAUUUACAUUUCAUGCAUCUCCCUCUAUUGAUGGGUGCCAUUAUUUUGUAACCUAGGUUACACUGCAGGUAGGGAGAGUUGCUGCACAUGCACAGGUCAGCACUGGAAUGAAGUAAAAUCCAGAUUUCAAGAUGGCAGCACCCAUGACUAGAGGGAGGGGGGGGGGGAAACUUUAAUAAUACACUUAUACAAUGUAUUUAGUGUAUGUGUGUAGUUAUAAAAUAAUUUUCCUAUUUAUAUAUUGAGGUAGUCUGAAGUGUACAUGUGUUGUGAGCACUAUAUGUAUAUAAAUAAUAGUGCAAAUACUGCUGCCAUAUAGUGCUCUACACAAGUGCAUACUCCGGAGACAUCCUCAGUUUGCACUCUUAGAAAAAAUGACCAAUAUAAAGAUAUCAAUAUACUUUAUAUCUGAACAAUGACAAUUUAAUAAGACUUCCAUGUCCCUUUAAGGCUGGUUAUUUUAUAAAAAUAAAAGUAAUCCCCAAAUUGAUCAUGGUAUCUUUAUAUGAUUAUAGGCUCUUUAUUUUAAUAUUGUCUGCAUAUAUUUCUAAGCUUUUAGUAUCUUGAUUUGUAGGUAUGUUGAUUUUAUAUAAGCCUCCCUUAUUAACCCCUUCCUGUCAAAGAGGGUUGAAACCAAUGAUUAAUAAAGAGUAAUUAUUUUCACCCAAAUAUUAAAUAUGCUAAUGUGAAUAGAAAUUAUUUCUCUGAAUAAAACCUGUAUUGUUUUUUUAAAGGCAUUAAAAUAAAUAAAUACAUUGCUGCUAUAAAAAAA
Bombina bombina (fire-bellied toad) is the source of this 3006-nucleotide messenger RNA. Its product is annotated as E3 ubiquitin/ISG15 ligase TRIM25-like. Bases 1 to 1569 code for a protein of 522 amino acids. Lineage: Eukaryota; Metazoa; Chordata; Amphibia; Anura; Bombinatoridae. The record is from RefSeq and is a predicted model, not a curated record. The transcript has a single exon. Gene Ontology annotation, molecular function: protein binding; zinc ion binding.